ACCAUUACCUACUUUUUGGUUGUGCUGAUUAUUAUUUAAGCUCUGUUCAUGGUCGGAAUGGACGUCAAGUUAUACAGCGAUGUGAGGUUUUUUUAGAGCAGUGUUCAUCAUCAUGGCCUUGUCUGAACCUUCUCGUUCUUAAUCCGAUCCAGUGCUCCUCCAGCUACCCUCUUCUAUAUAACUGCUUCACCAUCUUCAUCUUCAAUCUGUUUGAUUCCUCGAGCUCCAUGUGGAGGUGAGGAAUGUCAUCACCUUGAUCGAGUUAUUGUACAAAAUGGUUCUAGAUCCCCCGUCCCUGAUCUCUGGUGCCGCGGAGAAGCUGCGCUUUCAAUUUGAGUACUUGAAUAGUAAUGUGCCUUUGUGUGAAGACCUGGUGAUGGUGAGGAACUUGAUAAACAAAAUAGCAAACAUGGGUGGCCAAGAAAUAUUGUACCAAUUUUGGAACUCAUCACUUGAAGCCAUGAAUCCUCAUUCUCAUGAUACUAGUACUGGAGUUGGAUAUCAAAUUGGAAGUGAUGGCUUAAGCUUCAUAGAGAAUCUGCUCAUGUUAUCAGACUACUCAUCUGCACCAACACGGUUUGUUUUGCUCUACAAUCAUUGGUGCCAGCUUUGCCUGGCCAAGUAUGAAUCACAUGUUAAAUUGGGUGAAAGAGUACCACAGAUGGUAGGAACUAGUCAGAUCAAGUUGGGCAAACCCAUAAUGAGGCCAGAUGGUGACUUCACAUGGCAAAGCAAGAACUGCAGCAUAGAUUGUCUUCCAUAUAGAACCACUUCGUGUAAUUUCACUCCUACAGAUCCAUCGAGUACUUCUCUGAGAGGGUCAUCACUGGUCUUUUUGAUGGGUUUUUAUUUGGUGCCAUAUGAUCAUGGUCAUCAAUGUUCUUAGAUCUCUCACUUCCUAUGACCUUGUUGUCACUGAGAAGAGUUCCCCUUUGCAACUUCAAGUCAUUUGUGGUCAUUCUUGACCACACUACUGUCUGCCCCUGUUGUCCUGAUCAUCAAAAAUGUCAGAAGCAAUAUGAUGGGCAGACUUUUACACAUGUCAAUUUUAUAGCUUUUGUAGUAGUAGCAAGAAUUUGUUUGAUCUUAUGCUUCAAAAUAUAUUUUGUAUUUGUUUAGAGAGACUUUUCUUUUGAGUUCUGAGAUUGCUUCACUUCUGUAUUAUUAAAGUGUGUACUAUCAAUAAUUCUCUGUAUCUCAGUUGAACAUUCAAAAUAUAUUUACAGAAUGGGGUAACAAUUUUCA
Molecule: messenger RNA, 1245 nt
Organism: Rosa rugosa (rugosa rose)
Lineage: Eukaryota; Viridiplantae; Streptophyta; Magnoliopsida; Rosales; Rosaceae
Exons: 3
Coding region: 275-886 (203 amino acids)
Source: RefSeq, a predicted model, not a curated record